AUGUCGACGGAAAGCUCGCAAAGUCAAGCUUCCGCUUCCGUUCAUACCGACAGCAACGCGUCCUUCGUCAUCGAGGACGAGCAAAUGGACGCUUCGGUUACCGAGACUUACCUCGGCGAGUGGAAAAACGACCGUAGAACUGGUUUUGGAAUAUCAGAAAGAAGCGACGGUCUUCGAUACGAAGGUGAAUGGUUCAACAACCGGAAAUAUGGUUACGGAGUAACGACUUUCAGAGACGGUAGCAAGGAGGAAGGGAAAUACAAGAACAACGUUCUGAUAACGAGUCAAAAGAAGAAGCACCUGUUCUUGAUACGUUCUGCGAAAUUUCGAGAGCGAAUAGAGGCCGCUGUAAAUGCCGCCCAACGUGCCAGUAAAAUAGCCUUGCAAAAAGCCGACAUUGCGAUAUCGAGAACGGCGACUGCUAGAGGAAAGGCCGAGCUGGCUGAUAUUGCUGCUGAACAUGCCAGGGAGGAUUCGGACAUUGCCCAACACACCGCUAGACAAUUUGCUCCUGAUUUCCGACAACCGGGACUCGAGAGAUUGAGAAAUCGUGAGAUACCAAAAUAUGUUCCACCCCCGCAAGACGCCACCCCAGGAAAAAGCAUUUUACAUAAAAAUACGGGUCUUCAGGAACAAAAUUUGCAGGAAAAUGCCAGUCAGACUCAGAGUCCGUCCCAAGGAUCGCCCAUCGGCAAACAAAGUUUAGAAAAUCAACAAAUUAACCCCAUCGGUCCGAGUCAAAGUCUGACUCAAUCGAUCACGCAAUCUAUGAGAAGAGCUAGUAUGAAGCCAGCGCAAAAUCAGAUCAAUCAGAACAGUCAAAUUAGCAACAACAGUACCGUUUCGAAUCAACAAUCUCAAUCAUCCGCUUAUCAUCCGACUCAAAGUUAUAAUAAUAUGGCCACGGUUCAACAAAAUCAGUAUCAACAACCAGCGGUACAGACCGCAGGUUACUCUCAUUCGGUAAAUGCGUACAACACUCAGGUGAAUAAUACUAGCCAAUUGACGUCGUCGUCAUCGUCGCAAAAUCAAUUUCAAACAAAUUAUGGACAAAGUCAUCAAUCCGCGACUGGUUAUGGGAGUGCUCAAGUUCAGGGACAGUUCUCGCAACAUAAUAACGCUGGUAAUAAUCAGUUGUUACAAAACCAACCGCCAUAUGCUAUGCUGAAUCAGCAGGAUCAGGCCUCCGAACAAUAUCAGGUUUAUCACCAAUCGCAAGGAUACAAUCAAAAUCAGUAUCAGCAACAAAGUUUUCAGAAUCAACAGAUAUUAUUGCCUAUAAAUUCUACUAGUACUCCGGUCAUUUUCGGUCCCAUGACGCAACCACAAAUGAAUCAAUUUGGAGCUCAACUUUACACAGGACUUUCGCCUACGAUGCAACAACAACCAAUGAAUAAUCAAAUGGUAAACCAAAUGAACCAGAUGAAUCAAAUCAACAACCAUAGUCAGAGUCAAAAUCAAUAUAACAUAUUGCCUAAUUAUGGAGUACAACAACCACAAGGCGGUGUUGGUGGAAAUCAGCAACUGAUGCAGCAACAACAAUAUCAACAUGACGCUUCAGGUGGUAGUAGCGAACAAAUGAUGUUUAUGCAACAACAACAAAGAGGAGCUCCCAAUUCGACUAGUAUACGAAGAAACAGUAGGGUACUGAAUCCUCAGGACAGACCUGGGGGACAAGGAAUAGGACAGGCAUUAAGCGAUAGACUUGACCAUUACAAACGACCUCCUAGCAGAGAUAGUUCCGUAGAUCGAUACGCGAAAGCACAUUCAAGACUCACAGGUUCGAGACAGCCCUCGGUUGACAAAACGACUGUUAUAACACCGACAAAUUCUCCUGGCAUGGCGACGCAAGAAUCGAUCGACAGAUCUGCGAGGGGAGGAAGCACUUUCAGAUCCGCAACGCCUCUCAACGGUUCAGCAGUUGGAAGUGGGGCAGCAACCCCGGUGUAUACCGUUCCCACGUCUAGUCAGUUCGAGAACGCUUUGAUACGAAAUCGAGGCCUGGGGCAGGAUAUCCUCCCCAGUCCUGGACAACCGAAAAGAACGGAAAGCCUUUACGUCAGUCCUGGUCCUCGAGGAUCAGUUCCAUCGUCAGGUGGCGGAGGUGGGGGAGGCGGGGGAGGAGGAGGACCAAAGCAUAAAAACCACCAUACCUAG
Molecule: messenger RNA, 2157 nt
Organism: Athalia rosae (coleseed sawfly)
Lineage: Eukaryota; Metazoa; Arthropoda; Insecta; Hymenoptera; Athaliidae
Product: RNA polymerase II degradation factor 1-like
Exons: 7
Coding region: 1-2157 (718 amino acids)
Cellular component (GO): plasma membrane; junctional membrane complex; endoplasmic reticulum membrane
Source: RefSeq, a predicted model, not a curated record